ACAAAUCCUGACUUUCCCCUCAAAGCUCUAGCCUGCUCUGCUCCACACGACUUCUCUACGAUCUGAGACACAGACACAAAACACACACACACACACACACCUCCUGGAGCUCCUGCAGAACCAGAGGAGGAGAAAAGAGGGUGGAAGAAUUUGGCCUCAAGUCUUGCAGCCGCCUUCAAACUGCUGGGAUGAGGUGGUGGCUGAUGGCGGCCAGUUUGUGGCUGCUGGUGGUUGUGACCGUCUCGAACGCUCAGGCCAGGAACAGACCUCGCAACCAGGACGGGGAAAUCCACAAGGGGAAGAGGAAGAGGGACGGACCAGGUCCUGGGCGAGCCAGAGCGGGGCGCUCCAGACCUCUACAGAUCAGACUGGUUCCUGGUCCCAGCAUGCCGGUGGAGCCUGGAGGGAACCAAGGAAAGACUCUGAUCAUGAAGUCCUACAAGAACCUACAAGAACAGCACUCCAGCUACAACGUAAUCCCAGGUAAGCAGGGCCAGUGUGUGUUCCAGGGUCUGACCAUGUUCGACCAGGCCGUCUGGUCUCCAAAGCCCUGUGUGACUUGUCUGUGUACCGGAGGGCGGAUGGUUUGUGACGAGCUCACCUGUCCCAAAAUGCACUGCCAUUUCCCCUUCACCCCUGCUGGGGAGUGCUGCCCCGUCUGCAUGGAGUCAGACCCUGACAGCCUUGACCUUUCUGGUGACUCCCCAGUUCCCAACGACCCCGGCGAGCCCGUGACCCCGCUGACCCAGGAGGAGAUCCAGCGUAUCCUCUGGCGGGAGGAAGAGGAGCACCGCGGGGAGGAGGAACGCCUGACAAAGAAGGACGAGGCGAGGAAGAAGAGGAGGAAGCAGAGGAAGGAGCAGGCGGAGAAACAAAGAAAGAUAGUGGAGGGGAAGAGGAGAGAGGAGGAGAAGGCGCUGAGAAUGCAGGUGGAGAAGGAGGAGGAGGAGUGGAGGAGGCAUAUGGAGGAGGAGGAGAGAAGGGGGGAUGAGGAGGAGAGGAGGAGACAGGAUGAGGAAGACAGGAGGCGGAAGGAGGUGGCAGAGAGAGCAGCAAGGGAGAAGGAAAGGAAGCUAGAGGAGGAAAGGUGGAGACAGGAGGAGCUGCUGAGGGAGGAACUACUGGCUCUGGUGGAUGAGGAAGAGGAGGAGCAGGAAAAGGUAGAGGAGGAGGUGUGGCUGAGAGGAGACGUGUUUGAGAUGCUUCCAAAAGAACCCAAGGAACCAGACCUCCUCCCUGCUCCGAUACCACAAACUCCUGCUGCGACGGAGGCCGAGCUGAAGGAGAUGGAAGCAGCAGUGGAGGAGGCAGAAGAGGAGCAGGAGGAGGAGGAGGAGGAGGAGGAGGAGAGGGAGGUGGUGGUAGAGAACAGAGGAGGCCUUCCUCCAGGCUGCGACAUCUCUGAUGUCACUCUGACAUGUGAUAACGCCAAACUCACAUACUUCCCUCCUCUGUCCAUCCCGAAGCUCAAGUCUCUGAGUCUGGAGGGCAACAACAUCAGCAGCAUCCCAGCAGAAGCCUUCAACGGCAUCCCAAACCUGGAAUGGAUCAACCUUAAGAAAAACAAACUCACCUCUAACAGCAUUGAUGCCAAAGCCUUCAAAGGUCUGAAGAUGCUAAGCCGUCUGUACUUGGACGGGAACCUUCUAGAAGCCGUGCCCGCUGACCUUCCCCCGACCCUGCAGGAGCUGAAGAUCAACGAGAACCGACUGAGAAGAAUCCAUGAAAAGAGCUUCCAAGAUCUGAGCAGCCUGGUGAUUCUAGAGUUGGAGGGAAAUCUGCUGAGUGAGGGGAAUUUAGAUCCUCUGGCCUUCGCUCCCCUCAUCCAGCUCUCCUACCUCCGACUGGGCAGGAACUACUUCCGCACCAUACCACAAGGCCUUCCCAUUUCACUGCUGGAGCUGUACUUGGAGAACAACCUGAUUGAGGAGAUCUCAGAGACAGCUUUCAACCAGACCCACAGUCUGAACGUGGUUUCUUUGAGACACAACAGGCUGGACGAGACCAGGAUCGCCCCGCUGGCCUGGUUCAACCACAGAAAUCUGGAGUCCAUCGACCUUUCAAAUAAUGACCUUUACCUUGUUCCAUCAUACCUGCCCAAAUCUCUGGUCCACCUGGUGCUGGUGGGAAACAACAUAGAGAGGAUACCUGGUUACGUCUUCGCCCACAUGGACCCUGGUAUCGAGUACCUCUACCUCUCGUACAACAAACUGGACGGGGAGGCCAUCGAGCCGGAGUCGUUCUUCGGCUCGUACCAGUCCAUGGUGGAGCUGUGUCUGGAUCACAACCAGCUGAUCUCUGUCCCGUCUGGCAUCAACGAGAUGACCAACUUACACUUCCUCAGACUCAACGACAACAACAUCAGGAGUGUCUCAGACGAAAGCAUCUGUGACCCAAACCACAGCGGGGACUCCACCAUGGUGGCCCUGAGGCUGGAAAACAACUACAUGGACCCCCAGAAGAUCUCACCGACAGCCUUCUCCUGUGUGCGCUCCGCCUCCAGUGUGGUCCUAAAACCACAGAAAACCAAGUGACCACGCAAAACUAAAAAUAAAAGACACUUGUUUAAUCUUCCAGAAACACAAAGGUUUUGAUGUGCAAAGAGCAGUGAAAACUUUCCCUUCCCUAGCUUCCUCUGAUGCUGUAUGUUAUUGAAAUUACACCCAAAAUACAAAGGAAUUGGCUCACGGAACAUGGGAAAAAGAAAUUGUCCUGUUGAAACACAGCUGAUGUAAUUUGCCUUAUUGGAAUGUAUUGUUCCUGUUCAGAACCUCUACGAUGUUCUUCUUCUUUGGCCCUACUACACAGCUUUAGGUCUGGCAUGUUUCCUGGCCCACUUUCACCUGUUAUGAAGAUGACAGAACACACUCAAAAUCAAACACAUCUGUCUCCUUUAGUAAAAUGUUAAACCCUGUAAAAUGGAAAGAAAUCCGCCUCCUUGCACAGUAAAAAGAAAAAAAGCUCAUAAAGACAUGGAAGGAAUUUGAUGAAAUGAGACCACAAGCCCAACAACAUUAUUAUUUUAACAACCUCGCCACCUUCAUGUUCCAUUUCUCAGCUCCGUUUCUUCCAAUGCCUUCUUUCAUAAAACUCUGACAUGGAACGGAGGAGUGUGAUCACACAUGUGAGACAUCCUCUGAGCUCGUUGUGUUAAAGAUGAGGAGCAGCAUUAAAGGAUGAAGCUCAUCCCUCCGACAUAAAGAUACAGAAGAUGUAAUGAUCUUUCCUCCAUCUUUUACUUUCUUUGUGUGCACUUCAGUGGACUGAAGCAGACAGUUACUUCCUCUGGUGCUAGAUUUCUUCUUGAUACAGGAGUUUUUUUAGGUAUGGUAAAGGAAGUUAUGAUUUCUCCCAUUCCUCCCACAGGACAUACAGAGUGAUGUUGGGCCACGUUCAUAUUUAUAACUGUAGCUUCAUCUAGUUAACUUCUAUUUCACCUUGUUUCAUUAUUGAAUAGAAGACUAUUAAAUGCAGUUGCUGUGUCUGCUAUAGACUUUCAUGAAGAUGGGUAAAGUUUUGUGGACCACUGGUUCCAGAAAUAUUUUCCGUAAAUUUGAAAUUGCAAAGUUUUCUUUUUCAGUGUUCCUCAACACAGAACCGUUACUUAAUCGUACUACACGUCUAUGUUCAUGCUUUAACUAUCAACCGGAGUAACUGGAGUAUAAUGCAUUAAUAACUCAUCAGCGCUGACAGUGACUAUAAGAAGGCUUCUGCAGGUUGGGAGAGUGAAUCCUUUAUGUAUGAGUGGAUUAAAUGCUCUUGUAGUACAUUCAGAUUGUACCGUUGCUUUGAAUAGCAUUGACCAGAGGUACAGUGUGCCCAUUUGAUAUUUCAGUAACAGUAAAGAACUGUAAAACAUC
This is a messenger RNA of Anarrhichthys ocellatus (wolf-eel), 3860 nucleotides long. It is a transcript of the gene ecm2, whose product is annotated as extracellular matrix protein 2, female organ and adipocyte specific. Gene Ontology annotation, molecular function: protein binding; heparin binding; collagen V binding. Gene Ontology annotation, cellular component: extracellular matrix. Gene Ontology annotation, biological process: positive regulation of cell-substrate adhesion; extracellular matrix organization. The transcript is spliced from 12 exons. Bases 189 to 2534 code for a protein of 781 amino acids. The record is from RefSeq and is a predicted model, not a curated record. Lineage: Eukaryota; Metazoa; Chordata; Actinopteri; Perciformes; Anarhichadidae.